Messenger RNA from Drosophila grimshawi, 2615 nucleotides. RefSeq names its product TBC1 domain family member 5 (gene TBC1D5). The record is from RefSeq and is a predicted model, not a curated record. The coding region runs from base 182 to 2230 and encodes 682 amino acids. Gene Ontology annotation, biological process: activation of GTPase activity. Gene Ontology annotation, molecular function: GTPase activator activity. The transcript is spliced from 7 exons. NCBI's taxonomy places the organism in Eukaryota, Metazoa, Arthropoda, Insecta, Diptera, Drosophilidae.
UGCACCCUUAUCGCUGAACUGAAAUGUUGCCAAAUUGGAUCGAGUGUGUUUUGUAAAUCACAGAUAUACUAUAUACCAUAGAUAUAUAUAAAUCUCUUGGGGAAAAGCAACUGUUUAUAGAGCCAGAGUGAAUGCGAAAUAUGCUAGUAAUAAGAAUUAAUGGUCAGCCAGCAUCGAAGCAAUGACAGUGCGAGGCAUCGAAGCCAUUAAAUUGUACAUGCCGAUGUCAAAGGCAGAUGCAGCAGCAGCCAUAAAGACAAAUAUACCAGAGGAAACGGGCAGAACAAUCGAACCAGUUGUUCCUGUUGAUGGUGGCAAUAACAACGGGAACACAAUGAACUCUGUGGAGCGUUAUAGACAAGAAUGGACACAGUUGCUGGCCAAUUUGGAUGAGAAUCCCGAGAUGCUGCGAGCAGCUGCAUUCAGCGGGAAACUAAAGAUGUCCAAGUUUCGGAGCAUCCAUUGGGCGCUGUUGCUUCGCGUGCUCAAUGCGGAUUAUCGCAGCUGGCCCGGUCAGCGGCAACAGCAGCGAAGCAGAUAUGAAAAGUUUCGCGUGGAUUAUGUUAGUAAUCCUCAUGAGCUGGCGGUGCGGGAAAACGAUGAUCCCUUGUCGCAGUCGACGCAGAGCGUGUGGAAUCAGUACUUCAGUGAUCAGGAGCUGUUUGCGCUCAUACGGCAGGAUGUGGUGCGCACCUUUCCAGCCGUUGAUUUCUUUCGCAAGGCCCUCAUCCAGAAUGCCAUGACAAACAUACUUUUCUACUAUGCCCGAGAACAUCCCUAUAUGUGCUAUCGCCAGGGCAUGCACGAGAUAUUGGCGCCCAUCAUCUUUGUGCUGUACAGCGAUCAUCAGUCGCUGUUGCAUUUCAGUGAAAUCGCCAAGACGGAAAUCAAUGAGACACUGUUAGAUGUCUUGAAUACAGCCUAUCUGGAAGCGGACACCUACUCCAUUUUUUCGCGUCUUAUGGCUUCGGUUGAGUCCUAUUAUCGCGUUUCUCGUUUCGCCUCCACGCCAGGCGGUGACUUGGAAACGCAAAGAGUAAACGAGUCCCCGAACGCUGACGCUGAGCUGCAAUCUGAGGCGGAGGUUAUCAGUCAGCUGAAUUUCAUUCGUGAUAGAAUACUUGCCAAGCAGGAUCAACACUUGCACCAUUAUCUCCUCAAAAUGGAAAUACCAUUGCAUAUAUUCGGCAUCCGUUGGCUGCGUCUACUCUUUGGGCGCGAGUUUAUGCUGAUCGAUCUGCUGGUGCUGUGGGAUGCCAUCUUUGCGGACAGCGACCGCUUCGACCUGCCCAACUACAUCCUGGUUGCCAUGCUGGUGCACAUUCGCGACAAGCUGCUGCUGAGCGACUAUACAUCGUCACUGACAUAUCUGAUGCGCUAUCCGAGCAAUGUGGAUGUCAACCUGGUGCUGCGACAUGCUCUGCACAUGCUGAAUCCCAAGCAGUUCGACUAUCCGGUGAAUGCCUUCUCCUGCGUCUCGUUCGCAGACAAUUUGGCAGCAGCCGCUGCCAGCGCAGCCGCUGCCAGCGCAGCCAUUGCACCAACGCCAUUUAAGUCGCAACGUGUGCACACCAAUUCGGAAUCUUCAACUGGUGCCAGUGGCAGCCACAUUAAUCGUCAGAUAACCUACAUGCAGGCACGAAAUGCUGAAAGCCUAUCCGCGUUGGCCAAGCUCCAAGAUACCAAUCGCAUGGCCAUGGAUGGCCACCUAGCAGACAGUCCUGAGCUGCUGCGCUUGGAGCUGAAGAAUGCGCACACUGUCAUCAAAAUCGCUCGCAGUAAACUGUUGAAUUAUCUGUCCACUGUGCGCCGGCAUAUGGACAAACAACAGGGCAACGAGGAGCUCAAUCGUACACUCGAUGGCAUCGAGGAGUUGUGCAGCUUUCUGGAUGUGAAGUUCAUAUUCCCGAUGCAUGCACGCACCACGCCCAUUGACGAGGCACUCGAAGCCAACGAGCGAAAACAGAGUGCGGUGAAGCCAACAAAUAACCCGACGAUGAGCAACAGUCAGCAGAUGCCCGGCCUGCCAUCGGCCAGUGGAGGUGGCAGUGGCUUUGGCGGCGGCUAUGAGAUGCCAGAGAAUGCGUUCAUGCACAAUUCGACGGCUCGUCUGCUGGGCGAUCGGCGGGAGAUCGAGUUGUCCACCAUCACGAGCGAUGAAAGGCCGGAAAUAAUGGUGCUACAAAAUGGUCUUCCAGCGGCCGAACCGCAACAGCGACCACAACAAUAAUGUUGAUGAUGAUGGUGAUCAAUCAUCAAUGGUGACUGAAACAUUUUAAUAUUAAGCGAUGUAAACAUUAAGUGAACUUAAACUGCGUCAACAAAGACCUUAGUGAUGUGUUUAUUUUUAUGCGCUGCAGCAGUGAAAUGAAAUACAGGAAAUAAAUCAAUGCAUUUGCAUAUUGAAAAUUCUAAAAUACUUAUCUGUACAUAUAGUUAACCAAAAUUCGAAAGAGAGAACAAAAAGAAGAGCAUCUCGCAUAAUUUGCAUGUGCAUAUCUUACAAGUAUACAAUAUAUAUAUAUGUCAUUAUAAUUCAUUAACUUGCCGAACUGAAAGUAACUCAAUUAUUGUACACACUUUAUCCAUAUUAAAUUUUCAAUUCAUUCCAUUCA